ACAUUCAUCUUAGACAGAUAUGAACUCAAGAGUUUGUCCAGUAUGAAACCGCACAUAGACCAGAUUUUCACAAGUGAUAAUCAGAGGAAACCAUUUAGAUGACCUAGAUGCAUCAUAAUCAUGCUAUUGAUGUGGAUGUUCAUUGAUAUAAAAAGGCACCUUUCUCAUCUCUUAUUUUGAAGAGUCAUUGUUGUCUGGCGAUGAACUUCUGAUCUUCUCAUGCUGAUGUUGCUCCUGAGCUGCUGAAAAACACUGAAAAGACAAUGCAGAAUCGGACAAAAAGAGACAACAGAAUUUUCAGCAUCUGAUCUUCACUAGAUCUACUAGAUCAUCUGAGGGAUUCGACUGAAUCAAGAUGCUGCUGAUCAUUGAAGCUGUUCUUCUCAUUUUAGCUGCUCUAGGACAGGAUCACAGAGCAGCUGCUGGUGCAGAAGUGAAACUGGAUAUGGCACUGAAUUCAGUUGAUGACCAAUAUGAAAGCUGUACAAAGAAAAUGGCGAAUCUGGUGAAGACCAAAUAUCUAGAAGAAGAAAUGCAAUCUAAUUUUGCAAAAGCUUGGAAACAUGCUGAAAAGAAUUACAAGAAACACGGAGAUGUGACAAACUUGAAAAAUGUUCAUUUGAUCGCUCUUUAUAUGUACACUAGUUCUAUGUUUAACAUAUAUGAGGAUUUCAAUAAUGCUGUACGUAAUGAAAAGAAAACCUACCAAAACAAGAAAUUCAAAUGGCAUUCACUUCACUUUCUGUUAACAGAUGCAAUACAAAUUCUGAAGAAAACACAAAAUGGAUGCUACGAUACUUAUCGCGGCACCAAUGUUCAUUUUAAUGAGAGUGUUCUGAACAAAGAGGUUCGUUUUGGCUCAUUUACUUCUUCCUCUUCUAGUCAAGCCAGAGCUAAACAAUUUGGAAAGAAAUCUUGUUUUGAAAUCACCACUUGUGAAGAUGCAGAUUUGACAAAAUAUUCUAAGCUUCCUCAUGAGAAAGAAGUGCUGAUUCCUCCAUAUGACACAUUUAAAGUCACUGCUGUUAAGAAAAAAGCUGAUCAGCCUGAUUUCUGGUGUGAAACUGUGUUUACUUUGGAAAGCUCUGGAACACAAAGUAACCAGAACUGUGCUCUAUUCAAGAAACCAAACAAGACAAAAAAAAAAAAGUACUAAAACUCACAAUAAAAGUAGGCCUACUGAACAAAGGGCUUUACAUUUAUGAAUUUAUAGUGCACCAGUUCCAACAUUUGUCUGUCUUGGUUUAGCUCAACAAAUCUUUGUCCUAAAAAAAAACCUUUGUUUGCAUAUUUUCAACAAUGAAAUAAAGCUAUUUUCAAGUGGCCCAAUUCAGUGCCUUCAGUGUGAUUUU
This is a messenger RNA of Carassius carassius (crucian carp), 1352 nucleotides long. RefSeq names its product ecto-ADP-ribosyltransferase 4-like. The transcript is spliced from 3 exons. The record is from RefSeq and is a predicted model, not a curated record. Bases 356 to 1156 code for a protein of 266 amino acids. Gene Ontology annotation, molecular function: NAD+ poly-ADP-ribosyltransferase activity; NAD+-protein-arginine ADP-ribosyltransferase activity. Lineage: Eukaryota; Metazoa; Chordata; Actinopteri; Cypriniformes; Cyprinidae.